GCGCAGGCGCGGUGCCACCGCAUCGGGCAGAGCAAGGCGGUGAAGGUCUACCGGCUCAUCACCCGCAACUCCUACGAGCGCGAGAUGUUCGACAAGGCCUCGCUCAAGCUGGGCCUGGACAAGGCCGUGCUCCAGUCCAUGAGCGGCCGCGAGGGCAGCAUCGCCGGGAUCCAGCAGUUCUCCAAGAAGGAGAUCGAGGACCUGCUGCGCAAGGGCGCCUACGCCGCCAUCAUGGACGAGGACGACGAGGGCGCCAAGUUCUGCGAGGAGGACAUCGACCAGAUCCUGCUGCGCCGGACCACCACCAUCACCAUCGAGAGCGAGGGCAAGGGGUCAACGUUUGCCAAG
Manacus vitellinus (golden-collared manakin) is the source of this 348-nucleotide messenger RNA. RefSeq names its product chromodomain-helicase-DNA-binding protein 8-like. The annotation marks the transcript as partial. NCBI's taxonomy places the organism in Eukaryota, Metazoa, Chordata, Aves, Passeriformes, Pipridae. The record is from RefSeq and is a predicted model, not a curated record. The transcript has 2 exons.